UCUGUGUCCGAAAGUAUUCAGCUAUCAUCGCAGCCCCUCACUUUAUAUAGUUUUGACAAAUUCUCAGUUCUUAAAGUGCAGAUCCUCCUAAAUCCAACGUCAACUUCACCUAAAUUCUCUCUAUAUAAUCACAUUUUCUUACAAGUUAAUAUCCUUAACAGAGCAACCUAAGAUUUUUUUAAGAACCACCUCUUCAUUACUCCAAAGCCAAUACAUUGAUUGAAUUUAACACAACAUGGAUAGCAUGUACAAAACCAGUAUUCAUGUAACGAGAAGUUUAUCAGAUUGUGGCUUAUCAGCAACAAAUGUAAGUGAACAAGAUAUGGUAAUGAAGAAAGGUCCAUGGACAGAGGAUGAGGACACUCUUCUUAUGAACUAUGUGUCCGUCCACGGCGAAGGUCAUUGGAACUCCGUUGCUCGAUGCUCAGGUCUUAAACGGAACGGAAAAAGCUGCAGACUAAGAUGGUUGAACUAUUUGCGUCCGAAUGUUCGACACGGGAACAUCACUCUCCAAGAACAGCUCUUGAUUCUUGAUCUCCAUUCUCGUUGGGGAAAUCGGUGGUCUAAGAUAGCGGAACAAUUACCGGGAAGAACAGACAAUGAAAUAAAGAACUACUGGAGGACUAGAGUGGUGAAACAAGCUAAGCAACUCAAAUGUGAUGUAAACAGCAAACAAUUUAGGGACACUUUACGUUUUGUUUGGAUUCCACGUCUCAUAGAGAGGAUUCAAUCAAGUAGUGGAACUGCAAUUCCUAAUAAUAAUUCAUAUGGACAAAGACAAACCGCCAUUAAAGCUCACAGUGAAACUUGUGGGACAACAAAUCCUCUCAUGUUGUCUGAGGUUUCGUCGUACUCGUCAGAGGUUGAUGUUCUGUUACCUCACAGUCUCUCUGAAUCAAACGUAUCUUAUGAUUUAAUGGAUAGUGCGGAAUUGGGAUCAACGUGGCAGGAGUGGAACUGUUAUGAUAUCCAACCAUUUGAACAGAGUAAUGGUUUUGGUGGUUCAGAAUUGUGGACUGAUGAAAACUUAUAUUUCUUGCAGCAGCAACUUGCUGAUUUAUGAUCCAGUUAGAGUUUAAGUGACAUUGUUAAAUUUUAUUUAAUUUAGUGGCAUUGUUAAGUGACUCGUUUAUUGUUAAGUGACUCAUUGUCUGUAAUUGUCCUACUCUUACAUGAUAUAUUAUAAAAGCCUUAAUUGUGCAA
Messenger RNA from Cicer arietinum (chickpea), 1203 nucleotides. RefSeq names its product MYB-like transcription factor EOBI. Gene Ontology annotation, molecular function: DNA-binding transcription factor activity; sequence-specific DNA binding. Lineage: Eukaryota; Viridiplantae; Streptophyta; Magnoliopsida; Fabales; Fabaceae. Gene Ontology annotation, cellular component: nucleus. The record is from RefSeq and is a predicted model, not a curated record. Gene Ontology annotation, biological process: regulation of DNA-templated transcription.